Molecule: messenger RNA, 1491 nt
Organism: Chara braunii
Lineage: Eukaryota; Viridiplantae; Streptophyta; Charophyceae; Charales; Characeae
Source: the annotation of a GenBank genome assembly
GGAAAAUCCGCCCCCACUCCCCCCCACCCACCCACGCGCCAUGGCCUGGCGCACAGGACCGUCGUGGGCCCACCGCGUCACCCUGGCUUGGCUGUUUUCCCGAACGGGCAAAUCCCCCCCAAGCGCCGACUACCCUCUGCCCGUGUGCACCUCUGAGCUGUGCUGGCGAUGGCCUUCGUCGACGUCGCACUUAGUCCAUCGGCUUCGCCUCACAUGCAAGAUGACCGCCUGCUACCGCCUGGAAUGGCGAGGAAGCUGAAAGCCGUUGCAGUUCCUGACGUGCCAUCGCGGCGUGUCAUCAUGAUGAGGAGGAUGACAGCCAUUCUCUUGCUCCUUGCGCACGUGUCGCUUGCGAGGCGCGCCAUUCUUGGCCUGCCACCAUUGCCACGUUCUCGACGGCGGCGGUUCUGGGUGAGGCAAAGAGCCGGCGGUACGUGGGAAGAGCUAAAAAUGGUGGGUCCUGAGCACAACAAAAAGUUCAGAGAGUACACACGCUUGAGUAGGCCAGUCUUCCAACGAAUUCUCCAUCAAAUCUCUCCUCGAAUCCAAAGGUUAAACACUCCGUGGAGGCAAGCACUGCCGGUGUCUAUGAAGUUCGCUUUCGCCCUUUACCGUUGGGCAACAGGCGGGUAUUACAGCCAAUGCGGCAACGACUUCGGGAUGGGAUUGCAUAGUGCUGUCCGGUGUACGGAGGACGUAUCGACGACCUUGCUUGCGGAGUACGGCUUUGGGCGGUUGAAGGGAACGUGGAGGUGCUUUGGUCGCAAACACAUUGCAAACAUGCGAAAUGUUUGCAAACAAUUUCUUGCGUGCUGCAUUCUCCACAACAUCAUCAUCGACGAGGGGAUUCCCGUGGACGAGGAGCUACUACGGAGACAAGCAGAUGAAAAGGAAGAAAGCAAUGGCGACGACGACGCACCGGAAUCCGACGACAGCAGUGGUGACGACGACCCACCGGAUGCGGAAUUCGACUUCGAGGAGGCGUUGUUACGCUGUGAGGGUUCUGUCAUCUAUGCGAGCCAUCGUGAACGCCAGCGCGUAGCAGAGUGUUUGAGGCAGGCUAUACAUGCACAUUCGGACCACGUAGCCAAAGUUUUUAGAUAGGGUGCUCGACAGUUGACGUGUGGCGCAGUUUUUGUCGUUCUGUAACCGGUCAUGAGAGAGAGAGAGAGAGAGAGAGAGAGAGAGGGAGAGAGAGAGAGAGAGAGAGAGAUCAUUGGAUGCCAUUUCGCAAUUCAUUGAACGGUGCUUUCGUCGUUGUUUCGACGUCCUUUGAACUUAAGGCAUGUGUCCGCCAUGCGGGUUGGUCAUGGUGAUCACCCCUGUCAGGCAUACAACAACAAUGUCAAAAUGUGCAAGAACCGACAAUCAUAAACAUGGAAUGUCACAUGUUUUAGACAUCCUUACAAAUGUGUCAAUUGCUGGGAAAACAUACGCUUUUAAUUAUUUUUUAUUCGGAAUCGGCUGGAAAAACAAAUGUGUUAAUUGCUG